GUUACUAUUAAUAUAAAAAUUCUGAUGAAAUGAAAGUUGUUUUUUCAUUGCUUCUAUUAUAGUUUGAUUUCACAUUUACGUUAUGUCUGGAGAAAUACCCGAACAGAAUGAGGACGAAGACGAGCCCUAUGAAAUCAUAGAAACGCCUGGAGCUUCAGGGAAAGAUUUUCUAUCAGAAUUGAUAUCCAUGGAUCUAGUACACAGAACUCCUUUACAACAGAUUGGUAUAGGAGGCCUUUCAGGAUGGCUUGUGGGAACCCUGUGUAAAAGAGUUGGAAAGUUAACUUUGUCUGCAGUUGGUGGAGGGCUUCUCAUUAUUCAGAUUGCKAACCGCACUGGUUAUAUUAGAAUAAACUGGAAAAAAGUUGAAAAGGACAUGAGUACAGUUAGUAAAGAAGUUGAGRAGGAAGUCUAUAAAAUAGCUCAGGGGGAAAGUAGUAAUGAGAAUAAACUGAUAACAUUGUCUAAAAGGGGCUAUGCAUAUGCAAAAAGAAACGUUGCAGCAGCUGGUGGCUUUACUGCAGGAUUCCUACUUGGUUUAGCAUUAUGAUGAAGUAAAUUGUUAGUAYUCAUUCAUUCUUACUGAAUUCAAAAUAAUUGAACAGAUUCCUUGCUACACGUUACCCAGUUAUUCCUCUCACAUGUCUAGGGUCAUACAGUCAGUGGAAAUCUAGAAUGUAUUUUUUUUCUGCUUUGACAAGACUGAUCACUUAUUUUCCUCACACUUCAUGGUGUUAUUCCUUACCCAUUUUGAGAAUUAUUUAAAUAUAGUUAGUACUAAAUGAAAGUGAACACUUAAUCCAUGAAACAAAACAAAAAAAGCAAAAUAUAUGUGGUAAAUUAAUCUGACUUUAUAUUCCUUUGUAUUUUAUUGUCUAAUCAASACUGUUUAGUAGUAAUUAGCAAUAUUUGUUUCAUGAAUUUAGUGCUUCCUUUUGUCUUGAGUUUAUGUUUAAAAUUACGAUUUAAUGUUAAGUAUCGUCAAGUGAGGCAAAACAAGAGUAUACGUCUGCGCGUCUGAAAAUAACAUAUUUUUGAAAUAUUUAAUACCAAGUAAACAAAAAGUAGAUAGUGAAACUAAGAAAAUAUAAACAUUUUUGUCAAAAAUAAAAAGUAUUCCUUGCAUUGGAUGUACAAAGUGAUGUUAUGCUAGCUAAAUUUUAGUGUAUGAUAGCAAUUAAACCAUUUCACUGAAAACCAAC
Exaiptasia diaphana is the source of this 1202-nucleotide messenger RNA. RefSeq names its product FUN14 domain-containing protein 1. Lineage: Eukaryota; Metazoa; Cnidaria; Anthozoa; Actiniaria; Aiptasiidae. Gene Ontology annotation, cellular component: mitochondrial outer membrane. Gene Ontology annotation, biological process: autophagy of mitochondrion. The record is from RefSeq and is a predicted model, not a curated record. The coding region runs from base 83 to 550 and encodes 155 amino acids. The transcript is spliced from 5 exons.